Thermochaetoides thermophila DSM 1495 is the source of this 3210-nucleotide messenger RNA. Its product is annotated as splicing factor (prp24)-like protein. The coding region runs from base 1 to 3210 and encodes 1069 amino acids. Gene Ontology annotation, molecular function: protein binding; RNA binding. The transcript has a single exon. NCBI's taxonomy places the organism in Eukaryota, Fungi, Ascomycota, Sordariomycetes, Sordariales, Chaetomiaceae. Gene Ontology annotation, biological process: RNA processing. The record is from RefSeq and is a predicted model, not a curated record.
AUGACGAACCCUGUUGGAGAGGAUAACUGGCUAGAGCAUGUCGAACGGCAGAUACGCCAAGCCACCGACCUCGAGGGUCGCGUGCGCGUGAUCGAGUCGUUUCAACGUGCCACGCUCGCUGAGCCCGGUAGCCUGAAGCUGUGGAUAGCCUACUGCGAGUAUUUUUGGUCGCUUUAUGUCGACUGCAACCAGCGCGGCAACGAGAUCGGCUGGCCCCAGGACGAGCUGGCUAUUGGCCGCGAGACAUUCACAUUCGAUGCUGCUCUGAACCUCUGGCAGGAGGGCUACGAGGCCGUGCAGUAUCGCUUGUCCGACAGCCACGAGCUGUGGAAUCGCUGGGUUUCGCAUGAGAUGGAGCUGUUGCGACGCACUACAACCGAGGCUGGCGUACGCAGAAUUACUCAGCUUUUCAAAAAUCGUCUGCUUGUGCCCCAUGCUACGUGGAACGAGACGUCGCAGAUGUUCUCGACUUUCCUGUCUGAGUACAACCGCCAUGCUUGGGAGACCGAGAUGGAACAGAUCACCCGCAACGCCCAGGGCGCGAAGAAGCUUUACGAGCAGCGCGAUCCCUGGGAGAUGAAGCUGGCCGCUGCCACGAGAUCGCGCGAUGCGGCUGCAAUGCGCUCAGUCAUGACUGAGUACCUCGACUGGGAGAUCAAGCAGGCCAAGACCAGGAAGGAUAGAGACGAAGCCAUCGCCUGUUUUCAGAUCUGCCUGGGUCUCUUCUCGCGCGCGCUUACCGGCGUCCUCUCCUCGGACGAGAAUACCUGGAUGAAUUACAUCGUAUUCGUGUCUACCACGCAUACAGAUAUUAAAGAGGGUCGCUCGCCGGUCCCUGGUCAUAUGGUACCCGAUAUGCUGGACGCGCUAUCGCGUUCAGUCAAGCACGUACCAUGGUGUGGUGCUCUUUGGGCGCGCUACAUUCUGGCUGCCGAGGAAAGUGGCCUGUCAUUCUCUGAUAUUGAGCAGAUCAAGCACUCUGCCACGGACAAUGGCCAGCUCGACCGUGAUGGCAUGAUGGGCGUGCUCGAGAUGUACGCGGCAUGGUGCGGCUACCUGAAGCGCACUGCCAUGGUCCCUGAUGCGUCCGAGGAGGCUGUUGACGUAGCCGAGGUCGGCCUGCUCUCGGCCUUGGAAGAUGUGAAGCACUGGGGCACACGCAAGUACGACAACUACCAAGGCGAUCCUCAGUACCGGCUGGAAAAGAUUUUGAUACAAUUCCUGACCGAGAAGAAGGAUGAUAUUGAUGGAGCUCGCGCGGUCUGGGAGGAUCUGGCGAAGAACCCGCUUCAUGCUGGAAAGUAUGAUUUCUGGCUCAAUUGGUAUUUCUGGGAGAUGAUGGUUUUUACAACCCUACGGAACAGGACCCCCAGUCCGACCCCGACGAAUGCCUGCCAAGCCUUGCGCGUGCCGACCUUUGCUACGGAAGUCUUGACUCGUGCACUGAAAGUGCGCGGGUUGAAUUGGCCCGAUCGCGUCAUGGAGAUAUACCUUCAGCACUGCAACGACUACGAGACCGCCGAGACCCUAAGGGAGGCCCAGGAUACCGUGCUCAAGACCCGCAAAGCCUUGGCGAAGCGUCGCGAGCGGGAGGCCGCCCAGGCUGCACAGGUUGCUCAGGUGCAGUGGGCUGCCCAGACGGUAAAUUCCGCUGAUUAUCAUAUGGUUGAUGUCUCGGAGACCGUGGGCUCUCCUGGUUCGAAGAGGAAGCGCGAAGAGACCCCUGAGGAUGGCACGGGCAGCAAGCGUGCCAAGAACGAGAACAACGAUGAGGAGCGUCUCAAGCGCGACCGGGAAAACACAUCCGUCUUUGUUCUGGAUUUGCCGGCUGAGGUGACGCAGACCAAGUUGAAGCAGUUUUUCCGCGAAUAUGGUCACAUCAACAACAUCGACAUUCAGAAGCGUGAUGGCGAGGUUGUGGCAUUGGUCGAGUUUAAGACAUCGGACGAGGCCAAGUCAGCGUUGCUUCGCGACGGCAAGUACCUCGGCGACCGCGUUGUGCGAGUUCAGCCAGCCACCGACUGCACUCUGUUUGUUACCAACUACCCCCCCGAUGCCGACGAGAGGUACAUCCGUCAUCUGUUCAAAGACUGUGGCGAGAUCCACAGCAUCCGCUUCCCAAGCCUAAAGUACAACACCAAGCGUCGGUUCUGCUACGUAACCUUCCGCAACCGCGAAGCUGCCACUGCUGCCACUAAACUCGACGGCAAGCCCCUCUCUGACGGCAAAUACAAGCUCGUCGCCAAGUUCUCUGAUCCUCUCGCCAAGCAGCAAAGGCACGGCGCCCAAGCCGAAGAACGCGAGCUGCAUGUCAUCAACUUGCCACGCGGCACGUCCGAAGAGGAUAUCAGUGGGUUGUUUUCCAAGGCAGGCCGUGUCGUCAGCGUGCGUGUGCCGCGCAACAUGGCCGGCCAGAGCCAUGGCACGGCGUUUGUUGUGAUGGAGACGAAGGAGCAGGCCCAAGAAGCGAUCCGGUUAUGCGACAAGCUCAUCUUUGGGAACCAUCCCAUCAAGGUUGAGCUGUCGCGUCCGACGACGACCAAAACGACAGCAGUGGCUCGUGUCAUGGACGGCACCCCUGAGCCUCAGGAAGGCCAGGGUAUGCCAACUCCUGCGGAGAUUGCUGCGCGGACGAUUGCUGUGCUGGGGAUCCCCGAUACCAUGACCGAUGCUCGGGUGAGGGCUGCCCUGACGUCGGCUACAAAUGCGCCGAUUGUUAAGCUUGUGCUGCAUCCCGUGCAUGGAGGAGCUAUCGUCGAAUUUGCCGACGCUGCGGCUGCAGGGAAGGCUGCCCUGUCGAUUGAUGGCAUGGAGAUUGAGCCUGGGAAGAAAGUUCGCACCGGGACGACACAGGAGCUCUUCCGGAACAAGGCUGAGAAGAGGGUCGAUCGAAUCGACAAACCUCAUUCACAGCCGCAGUCGCACGCUCACCCUCUACAGCAACAGGCUUCGCAAGAUAAGAAGUCCGCUGCAGAGCUGAUGCCUCCUCCCACAUUAUUACGUCGGCCUGGGUCUGGCCCAAAGCUGAAGAGAGGGUUAGGGUUUGUGGGUGCAAUCUCGGCCAAGAAGAGUGCUCCUGCCACGAUCAACGGUGAACAGGGUCAGACAGGGAGCAAAAGUAAUGAAGACUUCAGAAAGUUUUUCUUGGCCAGUCGGACAGCGGCUAAUGCAGAAGGAGAGGCGAAGAAUGGGAAUUCUGGACAAGGUUAA